AUGGUCGUGAGCUCGGGCGAUGAUCUCGUGUUUAAGCUCACUGCUCAUACCUUCAGCACUAGCAUCGAGGUCGUCGACGUCCUCUUCUUCUCCUUCGGAUCGAGUUCGGUCAGCUUCCGCGCGGGUUAUCAGGCCAUGACGCUUAACAGUGGCUUCUACGUCAAGGUCAGAGAGACCGUCCUUGAGAAGUUUGGCAACGCCGUCCAGGACUUCAUCGCGAGCAUCAACCUCGGUUGA
Peniophora sp. CBMAI 1063 is the source of this 237-nucleotide messenger RNA. The record is from the annotation of a GenBank genome assembly. NCBI's taxonomy places the organism in Eukaryota, Fungi, Basidiomycota, Agaricomycetes, Russulales, Peniophoraceae.